Molecule: messenger RNA, 5208 nt
Organism: Temnothorax curvispinosus
Lineage: Eukaryota; Metazoa; Arthropoda; Insecta; Hymenoptera; Formicidae
Gene: nvy
Product: protein CBFA2T3
Exons: 8
Coding region: 573-3035 (820 amino acids)
Biological process (GO): negative regulation of DNA-templated transcription; DNA-templated transcription
Cellular component (GO): nucleus
Molecular function (GO): transcription corepressor activity
Source: RefSeq, a predicted model, not a curated record
CGUCCGUGCGUCGCGCACGUUCGCGCCGCUCUGUCGCAGCUUCGGGAUUCGGCUCGGCUCUUUGUCGUUGCGUCCCGUCGCCUGGGUGUCAACCCCUCGAGAUCUUCGUUCGCGAUUUAAGCGUCCUCGAAAGGCUUUACUUCUGAUUUUGUGUUAGAAUUCUUUUUUUUCUCCCCUAUCUUUGCGCGUUCCGAAGAUCAACUUCGUUUUCGUACGUUUUGAAAUUUCCCCUCUGUCUCUCGAUAUUUCGAUAUUUUCUUCUCGUUCUUAGAAUUGUAUUUUUCUUGUAUUUAAUUCGCGGGAUUUAACACGCGGGGCGCGCGUGCGCGCGCACUUAUCUCUCGACCGGCACCGAAAAUCGGAGCGCGGAGAAGAACGCAUUUCCGCAUGAUGAAGCGUAUCGUCGACGCUCGCUCGCGAGAGCACCUACGGCGCUCGUGAAAGCCCGCGAUCGCGAAACUGUGACGACUGAUCGACAGCCCGCCGCCUUCCCUGGAUUUUUUUUUGCGGUUUUAAUCUGGCACGCUGCGUGAACAUCGAUCAGGCAGGAGGUGAGAAAGCGGCUCGCGAGCAUGAAAGUGGAGGGCGGAGUGGCGACGACGACGGUCCUCCACAAGGUCAAGGUCAAGGAAGAGACGAAGGAAUGCUGCGGAUAUCAGCAGGCCUCGCCGUCGUCCACGUCGGCGGCCACCACCGCGACCGUCGCGACGCUCACCGUCUCGGCCGCGACGGCGAUCACCACGACCGUCACCAACAGCAACGGUGUUUCCACCGUGAACGCGAAUCCUUCCACGACCACCACGGUGGUCGUCGCUACCGCUGCCGCUGUCGCCGCUGCCGCUGCCGCUGGCGCUGCCACCCCCGCUCUGCAGUCCUCCAGUAUUAUCUGCCAUCCGCCGACGACCGCCUCCAACGCCGUAGAUUCCUUCCCGGUCGACCUCGACCUCAAGGCCAAGAGUAAGGCAUCCUCCGCAACGCGGGAGAAGCCUUCGCGGGAAGAAGCGAUUCAGCCUGAGGCGCACUCGCCUUCCUCUCAGCAGCAUCAAAGGAUCGGCCAGCAGAAGCAAACGAACGGCCCUCGAUCGGAGUACAAAGGCGCGUCCGGUUGCUCGAGAUCUUCUGACAACGACAGCCCUUUGCCCUCGCAGCCGCUCAAGCCCGAGCUCGAGGAGGGCGCUCCAGGUGCUGGAGCGAAUGCUGGGCCCAGGGCGACGGACGAGCAGGGCGACGGCAACGCGCUGGCGAACGGCACCGCCGCCGGUGCAUCCAGAUGUGUCAGCGGUAUCUUCGCGGGACACGGCAAGCUCAAGAGGUUGCUGGGCACUCUCGUGCAAUUCGCCACCGAUAUCUCGGUAGACACGGGUGACACAGUGCGCACAUUGGUACUCGCGCUUUUGAGCGGCAGCAUGACCGCGGAGGAGUUUCACUCGGCGUUGCAGGAGGCGACCAACUUCCCGCUCAGAAGCUUCGUCUUGCCGUACCUCAAGCACACCCUGCCCUCCCUGCAGAGGGACCUGAGUAACGCGGCCAGGGCGAAUAAUCAGAGCUGCGUGCAGUUCCUACGAUCCAACGAGUCCGCCGUUCUCGAGGCCGUAGGGCUGGUACCGUCCGGCGAGUCCGUCGAGGUCUUCGGCGAGCACGGGGGUGCGAACGGGAUCGGCGGCGGUAAUCAGUGCUCCGCUCAUUACGCCAUGCGCUCGAAUUCUAAUCCCGGCGUCGGCGCCAUUCAGCACGCGGUGGGCAGUAACGCCGCGGGCGCGUUGCACCAUUAUCCUGGCGCUGCUCAUGCACCGAAACGCCGUGCCUCCGACACCCCAUACUACGAGAACGGUGUUCUUCUGGACGAUAUGCCGGUAUACGGCAAGAGGUCUGUUAAUCCUUGGAGCCAUCACCAUCAACAGCAGCAGCAGCAGCAGCAACAGCAGCAACAGCAGCAGCCGACGGAUCCGUCCUAUUGCUGGUACCAUCCGUUGCACUCCUCGGGCGGAUCGAUUCAAGGUCACGCGCACGGCCACGGUCACGGGCCGAGCCCGAUGCCGCCUAGUCUCGUGCAGAUUAAUCAGAUAAACGCGUUCUCCGCGCCGCAUCAUCUGACUCAGCAGCCACAACAGUCAAUGGGCCACAGCUUGCAAACGCAGAACGGUGGCAGCCUCGACGACGAGUGGAAGAAUAUCCACGUGAUGCUCAACUGCAUCCUCGGCAUGGUCGAAAAGACGAAGAGGGCAUUGGCGAUCCUCCAGCGACGGGGAUGUUCCAGCCCGGCGGCCGCGGCGCCUCCGCCAGGUGUGGUUGCAGCGCAGAAUGGUUGCAGCAAUAACGGCAGCAGUAACGGCAAUAAUCCCUCGUCGACCAACGGUGUGCAAGUCGAGUCGUCCACCGGCGAUCGAGAUGGUAGUCUGAAGCGAUUGUCCGGCGAGAUUGUCGCGCAGACGAUCAGGGUGACCGAGGACAGGGUAGCCGAGGUCAAACGACGAGCCGAGGAAGCUGUGUUAGAAGUGAAAAGGGCCGCGGUGGCGGAGGUGCAACGCGCCGUAGCGGUUGCGGUUGCGGAAUCGAGGGCGAACGAACGUUUGAGGGUCCACCGAUUACUGGAUCUUCCUCUGUCCCAAAGAAAUCCGGGUAGCCUCCGCCAGGGCCCUUUCCUGAGAGUUCACGGAAAUUCGAGCGCGGUCGAGACCGGCGCCAGAAACGUUACGACACCGACGACGACGCCGAAUUCGGCGCCGUCGACCACUGAAGAUGAAAAAGACAUCCACCUCACGAGCAUGAUGGGAUCCAGCUGUUGGAAUUGCGGCAGGCCCGCCCUGGAGACCUGCGGUGGAUGCGGGAUCGCCCGGUACUGCGGCUCCUUCUGCCAGCAUCGCGACUGGGAGGCCGGUCAUCAUACGACGUGCAACAAUCUGCCGCCGCGCGAGCCGCGAAGAUCGGCGUCGCGCAGCCCGCCGAGGAUCGCUGCCGCGAAUCUCUCGACGAAUGUCAACGAGGUCGACGCCGCGCCGGUACCGCCCGCCGCCGGGGUCGCGAAGGGGAAGUGACGUCGCGGUAUUAGGAACAGCCAGCGAUCCACCAGAUCGAUCGACUACGAGUCACGCUGAUCGCGCCGUAUCCCCACAAAGACUCUCCUCUGUAAAUGAAUGUAUGAAUUGAAAUGAACCGAGAGGAACUUGUUCCUGUGAAGUCGAAUACCUGAUCCUCGAAAUCGGGGAUUGACUCGAAGUUGUUGGAUGUUUGUUUUGUCCCGUCCGCUCUCUCCGUGAGAAUUAAGAUGAAAAAAGGACGGAAAAAAGGUGAGAGUCAAUACUUAAUUUUGAUAAAUAGGUAUUCAUAUGUUCACAAGAUGAAUUCCUGCGCCCAUUUUUUUUAAUUCAUUCAUCGUCUACAGUGUUUUUACCGAUCAUACAUCUUCUGCGUACUGUAUUUGUCGUACUGCCCUUUUCUUUUCAUGAAACUGAUCGGAGAUUUCUUUUGUAACAUAUUUGGAUACGUGGACGAGUAAGAACGAGAGAUAAGAAUUUCUCUAAUCCAACAUAUCUACGAAAAAAUUGAUUGUACACUUGUCGAGAAUGUCUCACUGUCACGAUCGAACUGGUAUCGAAAAAUACUGGUUCCACGAUCAGUUUAUUCGUUGUAUAGGUCUCUAAUUCCGACAUUUCGAUCAGUUGAACAUAUGCAAUGACAAAUAAAAUUCACGAUUAUUUAAUCAAUUAGAAAACUCGAAUAUUUAAAUAAUCGAUCGAUUUGAUACGUUAUUAAUCUUUCGAUUAUAUUAAAAUAACGUUACCUACUCAAAUAGUACAUGAAAGUUUAAAAGAACGGCUGAAGGAUUAGAGCAUCUUUGGGAAACUAUGUUGCUCGAGUGCAAUUCGAUAGUUUAAAACUUAACAUUUUAACAAUUUAAAUGAUUUUAAGAGAGAUUUUAUUUUGUACUGUCAAAUAAUGAUAAAAAAUAGCCAAAAAUGCGAUAGCGAGAAGCGAAAAAACUUCUUCGAUUACACGCUUUGAAUGAAACGUCGGAUUUGAUAAACCCGUUUUAAGAUUUUAUCGAUUAAUGACACAAAAUGAAUAACUGAUUUCACAAGUAGCGUAAUUGAUCAUACGAGCGUUUGCGUUUUCCGGAUAAAUAACGCCGGCGAGAUAUGCAUAAAUAUUGUCGUAAAUGUUUGUCAGCGUCGUGCCAGAGCCGUUUCUCCUUUCUCUCCUCCACCGAGAAUCGCAGAUUUCCAAUGCAUUUAUUAUCUAGGCUUAAACCAAACAAUAGAAAUAAUGCGUGUCUUAAACGAUUUCUGCAAUUGAAAGAGUAAAAUAGAUAACCGUGAAUCCGAUCAAUGAAUCGCAGAUGUGCGUUUCGCGUUGUUCUGAAUUGAUAUUAGCGAUAAAUGUAGCGUUUACGAAAAUAACUCUCCUAAUAGUGUAGACGUUUCUUCAUUUCGCCGUUAACAAGUUAAAAAUUCUUCAAUAUACACGAAGCUGAGCUGAAAAACGCGCUCUCGUCCAGUUAGGAGACUUUAUUUGGACGCGACUUAGAAAAUGCACUUCUUCCUUCGAUUAUUCGAAGCUAUUUAACGGAACGCAAAACUUUUACUGUCCUUGAUAUCGGUUGAAUCUACGAUGCAUGAAAUUAUGACACUGCACGAAUUAAUUUCUCUUUUUCUCCUCUUCAAACGAUCGAGUAAUAUGUGUUCUCUCACAUCGAUGUAAACUUUUUACUAUAUCUCGAUAUUACACUACGGAAUAUCGUCGUAAAAAUAAUAUAUAUCGCAAGAUGAAGUUGAUAUAUACAUGCACACAACAAACAUAGCUACAAUACACACCGAGUGAUUUGAUUUUAUUACAUGCCUACGCUCAUCUCGAUGUUUCGUACACGACGAGAGAACGAACCGCAUCGAUUUUAUCCUAGUCAAUUGAUAGGUUUAACGAUUGUAACGAUUGUAUAAAUGUAACUUGAGAGUCUCUCGAAAUCCUUUACUUUGCGCGCGCACGCAUCUCAGGAUAUGAUUAUCACGUAUAUUUAAGUCUAGUCAACACGGGAAGACGAAGCGGAUUUUAUCGGUCAUACGCAUUAGGGAACUUUGCUCAAAUCUAGACUACGAAUUAUUGUAAUUUUUCCUAGGCACAUUGCGUUGCGGGGAUGUAUGAUGGAUCCUAUAAAGUGUAUUUAUAAAUUAACGAAAUAUAUGAUUAUUCUAUGUCAGAAUGUAAGAAACAAUA